Molecule: messenger RNA, 1245 nt
Organism: Eubalaena glacialis (North Atlantic right whale)
Lineage: Eukaryota; Metazoa; Chordata; Mammalia; Artiodactyla; Balaenidae
Product: F-box only protein 7-like
Exons: 1
Biological process (GO): autophagy of mitochondrion; positive regulation of autophagy of mitochondrion
Molecular function (GO): protein kinase binding
Source: RefSeq, a predicted model, not a curated record
UCCAGUCAGUCCAGCAUGCAGGAUGAACAACUGCGUGAUUCAUUCCAAGGACAGGCAGCCCAAUCUGAUGUCUGGAAUGAUGGCAGUAGGUCAGGACCUAGUCAAAAUUUUGAAGCUGAGUCAAUUCCAGAUGUUGUGGAUAUGGAAGAGGGCACAGGUUUCUAUCCCUCAGAACCAAUGCUCUGCAGCGAAUCGGUGGAAGGGCAAGUGCCACAUUCAUUAGAGACCCUGUAUCAGUCAGCUGACUGUUCUAACCCCAGUGAUGCCCUGAUAGUAUCCAUACAUCUUCUCGUGUUGGAGUCGGGUUACAUACCUCAGGGGACUGAAGCCAAAGCUGUGUCCGUGCUGGAGACUUGGAGGUCGGGGGGCGUGUAUAAGCUGCAGUACACACAUCCUCUCUGCGAGGGUGGCUCUGCUGCUGUCAGCUGUGUGCCUUUGGGAAACCUCAUCGUCAUAAAUGCUACACUAAAAAUCAACAAUGAGAUUAGAAGUGUGAAAAGACUGCAGCUGCUGCCAGAAUCUUUUAUUUGCAAACAGGAAUCAGGGGAAAAUGUAGCCAAGUCAUACAAAGAUCUUCAGAAGCUCUCUCGCCUCUUCAAGGACCAGCUGGUGUAUCCUCUUCUGGCUUUUACCCGACAAGCACUGAACCUACCAGAUGUAUUUGGGUUGGUAGUCCUCCCAUUGGAGCUGAAACUGCGGAUCUUCUGACUUUUGGUUGUUCGUUCUGUCCUGUCUUUGUCUGCAGUUUGUCAUGACCUCUGUAUUGCUUCAAAUGACCAACUUCUGUGGAGGUGUGUAUAUCUGCGGGAUUUUCGAGAUGAUACUGUCAGAGGUCGAGACACAGAUUGGAAAGAACUGUACAAGAAGAGGCACAAACAAAGAAAAGAAGCUCAGAGAGGGCGGCAUGUGAUGUUCCUGCCAUUGUCACCCCACCCCAUUCCAUUCUACCCCAACCCCUUGCACCCCAGGCCUUUUCCUCCCAGUUCUCUCCUUCCUCCAGGAAUUAUUGGUGGUGAAUAUGAUGAAAGACUAACCCUUCCUUAUGUUGGGGAUCCAAUGAAUUCACUCAUCCAUGGGCCUGGGGAGACACCCAGACAGUUCCCUCCACUCAGACCACGUUUUGACCCAAUCGGCCCCCUUCCAGGACCUAACCCCAUCUUGCCAGGGCGAGGUGGCCCCAAUGACAGAUUUCCCUUAAGACCUAGCAGGGGUCGGCCAACUGACAACCGGCUACCAUUCAUGUGA